Molecule: messenger RNA, 3464 nt
Organism: Microplitis demolitor
Lineage: Eukaryota; Metazoa; Arthropoda; Insecta; Hymenoptera; Braconidae
Exons: 16
Coding region: 43-3384 (1113 amino acids)
Source: RefSeq, a predicted model, not a curated record
GUUUUAAAAAAUGUACAAAGUCAGGAUUUGCCUGUAAAUUCGAUGGUUAGUAGACCAAUUGUACAAGUGCAUGAGGGCAAAGUGCGAGGUAUUGAAGAGAAGAAUGUCAAUGGCAAUAAUUAUUUCGCGUUCCGAGGUAUUCCGUACGCGAAAUCACCAAUUGGGGAGCUGAGAUUCAAGGAUCCAGAACCAGUGGAAGAAUGGCCUGGUGAGAGAGAAGCGAAGGAUUUUGGUAACAUUUGUCCGAGCUAUGGGUUCACUAAAAUGGUAAUGGGAAAUGAAGAUUGUCUUUAUUUGAAUGUCUAUACAACGGAACUGAAUCCUGAUGAAAAACGAGCUGUUAUGGUCUGGAUUCACGGGGGCGCUUUUGUGUUCGGAUCUGGAAACGAUGAUACGUAUGGUCCAGAUUAUCUUGUAGAGAAAGAUGUCGUGGUAGUUACGAUAAACUACCGACUUGGAGUAUUCGGGUUUCUUAAUUUGGACGACGAAGAGGCGCCAGGUAAUCAGGGAUUGAAAGAUCAGGUCAUGGCUCUGAAAUGGGUACAGCAGAAUAUUGAUAAAUUUGGUGGUGACCCGAAUCGUGUUACUAUUUUUGGUGAAAGCGCUGGAUCUGCUUCUGUUCAUUAUUUGACUCUUUCUCCUCUUGCUCAAGGGUUGUUCCAUAGAGCGAUUUUACAAAGCGGUGUUGCUACUAACCCGUGGGCAAGUGUGUCGACACCUAUGAAAGAAGAAGCCGAAAAAAUAGCCGGGAAAUUGGGGAAUAAAAUUUCAGAUACGAAACAGCUUAUGGAAUAUUUUAAGACCGUUGAUACAAAGAGCUUACUUGAGGCGGAAGAGUCUUUUAUAUCUUGGAAGAAUUUUUAUGAAGUCAAAUUUCCGUUUGUGCCAUCAGUAGAUUCAAAAUCUCAAGAUCCAUUUCUCAGUAUUCCGGUACAAGAAGCUGCUAAAUCUGGUAUCAAAGUACCUCACAUUAUUGGCCACACAAGCCACGAAGGAAUUAUAUUUAUCGCAGGUUUACAGGACGAUAAUUACGCGGAAAUAGAAGCCGAUGACAAGUUAGUACUUCACCCAAAUCAAAUAAAAUUUUUGCAACAUUUGAAUAUUUCCGUUGGGGAUGUCAAGAAAUUUUUCAUGGGGGACAAAGAAGUGAGACGUGACAACGAUAAACAGUUCGUGGAUUUAGUUAGCGCGGGACUUUUUUUGAUAAAUAUCCACGACACAGUGGAAAUUCAAUCUUCAAUUCCGGAUGUACCGACAUACUUUUAUAAAUUUGAUCAUAGCUCAGGAAAUAUUUCAGCGGUGAAAAAAAUGUUCAAGACCGAUUUAGAAGGAACUUCUCAUGCCGACGAUUUAUCAUAUUUAUUCCUGGCAAAAAGUGCAGAAAAACUCGGAAUCAAACCACCAGUUUCGGGAUCUACUGAUUACAUUGUAAAAGAAAGAUUCCUUGAAUUAUGGACUAAUUUCGCUAAAACUGGAAAUCCAAAUUCGGGAGUUUCGGAACUGGUUCCUAUUGAAUGGCAACCGGUGGAUAGUUCUACAGAAUACAACUGUCUAAAAAUUUCAAAAGAUCUCAGUUUGAUCAAAGAAUCAAACAUUUUACAGAAAAUAUCAAAAAGUACUCAUAAAGAAAAUUUAUACUCUCUGUUGGAAGCUGUGAGAUCGCAGAUUGCUAGUAAUCUUAGAAAAAAUUGUUGCGCGAUGAAGUCUCAUUUAAAAAUUUUGAAUUGCUUAUUAUUAGUAAGUGUCAUUACAAAAUCAGUGCUGUCAAGUAAGUCUGUAGAUUCCGAAACAAAGAGACCUAUUGUACAAGUUCAAGGUGGAAAAUUGCAAGGUAUUGAAGAAAAAACUGUAAAUGGAAAGAAUUUCUACGCAUUUCGAGGUAUUCCGUUCGCUAAACCACCAAUUGAAGAUUUGAGAUUCAAGGACCCAGAACCAGUGGAAGCAUGGUCUGAUGUCAAGGAUGCCAAAGAAUAUGGUGACAAAUGUGUGCAGAGAGAUAUUUUAACGCAACAAGUGAUCGGAAAUGAAGACUGUCUUUAUUUGAACGUCUAUACAACGGAGUUGAAACCUGAUGUACCACGAGCUGUUAUAGUGUCGAUUUAUGGCGGCGCCUUUAUUAUUGGCUCUGGAAAUGAUGACGUAUAUGGUCCGGAUUAUCUUAUUGAGAAAGACGUUAUUUUGGUCACGAUGAACUACCGUCUGGGAAUAUUAGGUUUUCUUAAUUUGGACGAUGAAGAGGCUUCAGGUAACCAGGGGUUAAAAGAUCAGCUGAUGGCUCUGAAAUGGGUACAGCAGAAUAUUGAUAAAUUUGGUGGGGAUCCAAAUAAUGUUACGAUUGCUGGUGAAAGUGCUGGAAGUGCUUCCGUUCAUUAUUUGACUUUAUCUCCUCUAGCUCAAGGAUUAUUUCAUAAAGCUAUUUUGCAAAGCGGAGUUGCAACGAAUCCAUGGGCAAGUGUAUCAGCAGAGUCUAUGAUCAGAGAAAGUGAAAAAAUAGCAGAAAAAUUGGGAAAUAAAGUUUUUGAUACGAAAAAAAUUAUUGAAUAUUUCAAAAGCGUCGAUGUUGAUAAAUUAGUCAGAGCGGCGCAGCCGCCUAAUGUGAUGUCGAAUUUCUAUGAGUUCAAACUUCCUUUCGCUCCGUCAAUGGACUCAAAAUCAAAAAAUCCUUUUUUGGGUAUUCCAGUACAAGAAGCUGCUAAAUCUGGUAUCAAAGUUCCACAUAUCAUCGGUUACACAAGUCACGAGGCCAUUAUAUUUUUGGCAGAUAUAAGAGACGACCAGUACUCCGAAAUAGAUGCUAAUCAAGACACAUUGUUUCUAUUCCCAAGUGAAAAAAAAUUUCUGCAAGACCAAAAUGUAUCUGUGAAAGACAUCAAUAAAUUUUUCAUGGGUUCAAAAAAAAUCGCAAGUGAAAAUGCUCAAACAAUUGUAGAUUUGCUAAGCGCAAGACUUUUUGUAAUAAAUAUCCACGAUACACUUGAAACUCAAUUGUCGGUAUCUGACAUACCAGCAUAUCUAUAUAAAUUUGAUUAUUACUCAAAAGAGACCUCGAUGAUGCAGAAAUUGUUCGCCACGAAUUUGGAAGGUACUUCGCAUGGUGAAGAUCUACAUUAUAUAUUUUUUCCAAAAUUGAUGAAACUAAUCGGAAUAGAGCCACCAGCACCUGGUACAACUGAACGUGAUAUCCAGGAAAGAUUCGUUGAACUAUGGACUAAUUUUGCAAAAACUGGAAAUCCAAAUUCAAAAGUAUCUGAGCUAAUUCCUGUUGUAUGGGAACCCGUGGACAAUUCAACUGAAUACAACUGUCUAAAAAUAUCAAAAGACCUCAGUCUUAUUAAUGAAUCGAACAUUUUACAUAAAAUAAGAAGUACUCAGAAUGAAAACUGAUAUUAUAUUUAGGGUUAAUUUGUAGUAUGUGUUUAUUAUGUUUUCUUCAAUAAAUGCUGUAUUAAAAGAUUUAUCUAUAA